Molecule: messenger RNA, 1026 nt
Organism: Tribolium madens (black flour beetle)
Lineage: Eukaryota; Metazoa; Arthropoda; Insecta; Coleoptera; Tenebrionidae
Product: microtubule-associated protein Jupiter-like
Exons: 4
Coding region: 108-596 (162 amino acids)
Source: RefSeq, a predicted model, not a curated record
AGCUGGCAGUCAGCUGUUGGCAUUUGCAGCGAGAGCUUAUAAACCUGAGCGCGUUUUUCCGUUUUUACCGGCAUCUACUUGCACUUGUCGUUUCUUUGCCAGUGACCAUGGCCACUUACGCUGCUUAUAGACACAUCGAACUUGACAAAGUUGGCUACAGCAAAAAGAGAGUACGCAAUCCAUCCAGCGAGAUCUUCAACGUUUUGUGCACACCACCGUCGAAUGGUAAUUCGCCAGCCUCCAAGCUAACACCUCGACGGUCUUCUCAUUCUGAUUCUUUCACACGUUUGUUCGGAACUCCAGAACCCAAGAAGGUGACACCUAGAAGAGCCUCGUUGACAAAGCAAGAUGUCAUAAAUCGCAACCCAGUCACUGGUGACGGAGUCGCCUCUUGGGACCAAAAGCCAGCGAAUCGUAACACACCCAAAGUCCAUAAUGAGAGAAACCCAGUAACAGGAGAAGUGUACACCAUUGUGACCCCAGCUACAACCCCAACCAAACCUGUCGAAAACGGUUUUGCCCAUGUCAAUGGAACUUCCACUCCAAUGGUGAACGGAAACCAUGAACCCAUGAAUGGGAACGUCGCGACUGAAUAAGUGCUUUUAUCCGGACUUUUCUUUACUCCACAUUCGUCCAUUUUUUACUGUUCUUUUUUGUUUCAUAAACCAAAUUUUACUGUAGAACUUAAAUAUAUACGUAGAUUUUAUAUAUUUUUAAGUAAUAAAUUAUACUAACAUCUGGGCACUAAUAAAUAAAGGAGUAUUUAUCGAGUGCGACUUUCCGAGACGGUUAACUAAUACAUAUAAUAAAAUAUUUAUUGCCUCUCUUACAUUAUAAGCAAUAUAAUAGUUCGGAUUUACUAGUUUAUCCAUAUCAUCAUGUCUUUAUGCCUUCAUAAAUCAUGUUAGUUUGUAAUUUCGACUAGAAGCUUUUAUAUCAUGUUUUUAAUUAUAUUACUUCCUAGGAGUAUUUUUAUUUUUUACGUUAUGAACGAAGAGUAUUGUAGAAUAAAUUUUUAUACACAUA